Molecule: messenger RNA, 890 nt
Organism: Solea senegalensis (Senegalese sole)
Lineage: Eukaryota; Metazoa; Chordata; Actinopteri; Pleuronectiformes; Soleidae
Gene: commd7
Product: COMM domain containing 7
Exons: 9
Coding region: 98-697 (199 amino acids)
Biological process (GO): negative regulation of DNA-templated transcription; tumor necrosis factor-mediated signaling pathway
Molecular function (GO): NF-kappaB binding
Source: RefSeq, a predicted model, not a curated record
AACAACCCGGAAGGAGUCCAUAACACAGCAGAAGGGAGCACCGAGUGGUUUCGCAGGGAUUAUCAGCGCAGCUCUGUGGACUCAAAACAAACUAAUUAUGCAGCUUUACUUCACCAAAGACGUGUUACCGGACUCAGUCAGUACUGACUUCCAGAACCUGAAUAAAUUCAACGAGCAGCAGUUUCAUCGCCUGAUUCAAGUUCUGUUCCAGUUCCUCCUGGAGCCAAAAGAGACAGAGAGGUUCAUGCAGCAGCUCACUGAGUUUGCAGGGGAACACGGGAUGAGUGCAGGUCCUCUGAGGAACUUGAUGAAGAGUGUCCUGCUGGUGCCACAGGGGGCCCUGAAGAAAAACUUGUCAGGCGAGCAGAUCAAAGAUGACCUUGUUACAUUAGGACUCAACGAAGACAAGGCCACACACUUUUCACAGCAGUGGUCGGAACACUAUGCGGCACUGUCCAGACUUGCCGUUGCACACACUCUGAUGGUAAACCAGCUAGUUGACAUGGAGUGGAAGUUUGGAGUGACUGUCGGCACCAGUGAGAUUCAGAAAACAGGCAACAUUUUUCUACAGUUGAAGCUGGUGGUCAGACGGGGGAAUUCCACUGAAAAUAUCUACAUGGAGCUGACGCUGCCUCAGUUUUACAACUUCCUACAUGAGAUGGAGAGAGCCAAGGCCAGCAUGGAGUGUUUCAGCUGACAGGCGUGUGUGUCUGUGAAUGUAAGUGUGUGUGUAUGCUCCAGUGUAGCUGUUAGACAGUGUGUGUGGUUUGUGUUGUGUCAUUUUAUGUGUGAGUGGUGGUGGAGCAUUGUCAGCCCACAUGUGACUGAAGUUAAAUUCACAAACAAAUUUUCUACUCCGAUCUACUAAUAAACAUGAAACACCAUGAAAA